Messenger RNA from Punica granatum (pomegranate), 1806 nucleotides. NCBI's taxonomy places the organism in Eukaryota, Viridiplantae, Streptophyta, Magnoliopsida, Myrtales, Lythraceae. The record is from RefSeq and is a predicted model, not a curated record.
CUUUUCAUCAAGAAAUCUGUGUCCCUUCUUCCUCUGCCUCCUUUACAACUCCUCCGCUCCUCUCUCUCUCUGUCUAUAAUUACUUCCAAUCUCAACAGUUCUCACUUCCAAUCCCUACAACGUCUCUCUUCUCUUUCGUUUUGAUUGAACCCACCUCGCAAAAUCUCAUCUUUCACUUCCCAUCUUCACCUUUUCUCUCAGAAGCAAACAGGGUACUCUGUCGCCACCAUGUUUCGUCAUACAAGCCCUCCAAUAUCGGAGCCUAAAGUCUCAACAACACCUUUGCUGUAUGCAACAGCAAGCAGCAGCUGCAGCUCCAGCAGAAGCAGCAGCGAGAUUGAUGAUAGCCCCGGAAGUUCCCAUAGGUUUGAGGUCGUCGACGUGAAGUACCAACUCCCCUGCACGCCCGACUCUUCAGGUCCGCAGUCCCAUCGGUCCCUCGCAGUCCUGAGCGGGCACGUCGGCUCUGUCUCUUGCUUGGCUGUCUGCGGUGAGUUCAUACUCAGUGCUUCCCAAGGCAAGGACAUCAUCGUGUGGCAGCAGCCCGACUUGCGACUCUUCACGAAGUUUGGCCAGGGGGAUGGGUCGGUGAAGGCUCUGGUGACUGUUGGCAAUAAAGUGUUCACGGCCCAUCAGGAUUCCCGGAUCAGGGUUUGGAAGGUUUCGAGGAGGUCGGAGAAUGUAUUCAGGCUGAUUGAUACGCUCCCGACUACAAAGGACUACUUGGGGAAGUUCAUGAAGCAGAGCAAUUAUGUCCAAACAAGGAGGCACCACAAGAAGCUUUGGAUUGAGCAUUCGGACAGCAUCUCUUGCUUGGCAGUCCACAACGGGCUGGUCUACUCGGGGUCCUGGGACAAGACCCUGAAGGUGUGGAGGAUCUCGGACUUGAAGUGUUUGGAGUCGAUAAAGGCCCACGACGAUGCUAUCAACGGGCUGAUUGCUUGCAAGGGGAUAGUCUACUCGGCCUCGGCCGAUGGCAAGAUCAAAGCUUGGGGAAAGGGCAAGGAAGGGAAGAGCUCGCAUUCAUUGAAGGGCAUCCUAGAGGGCCACAAGGAUGUUUCCGUCAAUUCAGUGGUGGUCUCGGACGAUGGGAAGUGGGUCUAUGGAGGUGGGUCUGAUGGGUUUGUGAUGGGCUGGGAAGGAAGCUGUGAUUUCAACAGCUGGAAAUUGGUUUCCGAGACAAAAGCUCACCAAAUGGCUGUUCUGUGUAUGUGCCUGGUGGGUGAAUACCUGUGCAGUGGCUCGGCGGAUAAGAGCAUUGGGAUAUGGAAGAGGGAAGCAUUCGGGAAGAUCUCUCGGGUCGGGAUCGUAAGAGGCCAUGAAGGGCCUGUCAAGUGCUUGCAAGCUUCAUCUGUCAGUGUCGGAGAUGGGUUCAUGCUCUACAGUGGGAGCCUUGACAAGAGCCUGAGGGUCUGGUGGGUCCCCAAACACUCCAACACCAAGAAGCAGGACACAGAUUCAUUGACAAGUACAGAAGAAAGUUCCAUUUUGUGUUAGGGAAUUUUUUCAAGUUUGUGAACUUUAAGUUAGUUACGUUGUUGAUCGGAGUGGAAGCGCUGCUUCCCCUUUUAUCGGCAGCAGUGCUUCAAAGAUCAGUUUUUUCUGGGGUCGAGUCCAUAGUGUUAAUAGAGUUUCGGUUUCUGGUCUUGAUUGUUAUGUUUCUUUUUCCUGUUAAAGAAAGAUAGAUGAUGAGGGGAAAUAGAGAGGAAAUAGGCGUGGAUUGAUUUUGGUUGAAUAUAUUCUGUGAAUUGUAAAAACCUGAAGAGUUUGAUCAGAUCAUUAAAAUGAUAAUUUUAUUCUUUGUUA